AUUGCAUUGGUCACUGGGGGAAAUCGAGGGAUCGGUUUCGGUAUCACCACCCAGCUUUUACGCAACGGAGUGAAGGGUGACCAUGGUCAGUGUUAACGAAACGCGUGGAAGUAAGGCCGUUCGGUUACUAACUGAGGAGUUUGGGAGUGGAAAAGUGAUUUGGAUCCGAGCCGAUGUUAGCGACGAAAGAGAACUUGAGGAAGCGUUUAAAGUAUCAACUGCCCACUGGGGGGCUUUGGAUAUUGUUGUAAAUGACGCUGGGGUGUCCGACGAGUCAAACCCGGUUCGAGUAAUAAACGUUAACGCGGUGGGAGUAAUGCAAGGCACCAUAUUAGGGUUCAGAGCUCCGAAUCCGUAUCUGGAGGCCAGCUGGGCGACGAUUGAGGUUCUGGACUCGGACUUGAUAGUGGACUGUCCCAGGAACGUGUGA
Photinus pyralis (common eastern firefly) is the source of this 430-nucleotide messenger RNA. Its product is annotated as 15-hydroxyprostaglandin dehydrogenase [NAD(+)]-like. The transcript has 5 exons. Gene Ontology annotation, molecular function: oxidoreductase activity, acting on the CH-OH group of donors, NAD or NADP as acceptor. Gene Ontology annotation, cellular component: cytoplasm. The coding region runs from base 83 to 430 and encodes 115 amino acids. The record is from RefSeq and is a predicted model, not a curated record. NCBI's taxonomy places the organism in Eukaryota, Metazoa, Arthropoda, Insecta, Coleoptera, Lampyridae.